AUGUUUGAUGGUGUAGGUAUUAAUCUAGAGAUAUCAGUGGUUGAUCUGACAACUGGUAAAGUAGGACCAGCUAAACUAAUGAGAGGUGAUGGAGGUUGGACUGUUGGAGAAUUAAAGCAAUAUAUAGGAGAAUCAUUUAAUCUCAUUUCAUCAUCUAUGAGAUUACUAAUACUUGAUAGAAUUUCCUCAGUCUGUGAUGUUAUACAUUUAGAAAAUGGUGAAAGUUCUUUAAAGGAUGUGCUUUUUAAAGGAGGUGUAUUCAGUUCACACAAACUGCACAGAGAGCAACUUGUAGUACCAACAAUAUAUGUAUCAUCAGAUCCUAUAGAUUUUCUUGAGAAAUAUAAAGAUAGUUUGAUGUACAAAUAUGUUGAUUUUCACUUCAACUCAAUACUAUUGGACAUUACACUACCUCCUCCUCAACCUGAAGCCACUCUCAGUGCAACUAAUGUAACUGAAGGAGGAACAAUAAUGAAAAUAAUAUCAAUGAAUGAAGAAAAUAAAAGAAAGAUAAAGGUACAAGUUGAUAAGAGAAUAACAUUAGCUCAAUUGAAGAAGGAGCUAGUUCCACUGAUUGGUGUACCACCUACUGGUUUUAGAGUGUAUGAAAUCAGAUAUAAUAAUGAAGAAUAUAAAAUGGAGAAACUGGAUGAGACAUUAAUUGAUAUCAUAUCUGGAUCAAAAUUGAUAGUAAGACUGGGUAGAGUCAGAAUUAAGUUAUAUUUAUUACAAGUUAACAAUACAAAUUUUUGUAAGUAUAUGAUGGAGUUUAUUGUUGCUGUGGGUACAGCAGUGAGAGAAUUUAAGAAGCAAAUUAUUGAAGAAGCAAAAGUACAAGGAAUUGACUGUGUCCUUGAAUUAGACAAAAUGAGAUUACGUGAAAAGAGAGGAGUGUACCCUGAUACAGUAUAUCUUGAUCAUCAGGUGAUUGGUGCUAGUUGGGAAACAUGUUAUGUGGAACCAUUGAAAGGUCAUAAUCUCAAUAUUUUCAUUUUAAACUGUAUAGCAGGAUUUAUUUUCUGGUGAAAUUGACUAAAUUAUUGGUGACUUGUAGAUUAAGGCCACGUUUGAAAACAAUGCAAUCUGUGUGCCUGUUUUAUGCUUCUUUUUACACAGGAAACGUGAUAAAUUCUUAAUAGAACUCUAUGGAAACGAAAACGGUAUUCAAGUGGAUACUGCGUAUUUUAGCAAGAGGGUGUCACUUGCAUAUAGACUGUAGUUACACUUGCGACCGCAAUCAAAAGCUUUGAUCUGCAUAAAAAGACCUCUGAUACCUUGAUCUACAGGCUUGAUUUCCCUUGAUGCUUGAUUUUGAUGAGCUCACGUGCAUGCACAGCUAAUUAAAAAUUCAUAGAUCUGCAUAAUCAAAGAUAUACGGAAAAUAUACAUAUCUUGAUGCCUGCUACAGACUGUCUUGAUCCCUUGAUUGCAAUCUGAUUGUCCCUUUGAUGUCUUGAUUUUGAUUUGAUCGCGGUCGCAAGUGUAACUACAGGCUUGAUGAAAGUGA
This is a messenger RNA of Amphimedon queenslandica, 1507 nucleotides long. RefSeq lists its product as uncharacterized. The record is from RefSeq and is a predicted model, not a curated record. Gene Ontology annotation, molecular function: protein binding. The coding region runs from base 1 to 1026 and encodes 341 amino acids. The transcript has 7 exons. NCBI's taxonomy places the organism in Eukaryota, Metazoa, Porifera, Demospongiae, Haplosclerida, Niphatidae.